This is a messenger RNA of Arachis ipaensis, 684 nucleotides long. Lineage: Eukaryota; Viridiplantae; Streptophyta; Magnoliopsida; Fabales; Fabaceae. The record is from RefSeq and is a predicted model, not a curated record.
AUGAUUAUGCUUUGUUUAACCUUCACAGCAAUACUUGUGUAUGUUGACGAUCUAGUGCUUGCUGGAAAUUGUUUAGAGGAGAUUAACAGGAUCAAUAAGGUACUUGAUGAUGCAUUCAGAAUUAAGGAUAUAGGAAAACUAAAGUACUUCAUUGGGAUGGAAGUGGCACGCAGCAGCAAAGGCAUUGCACUGUACCACCGCAAAUACGUUCUAGACUUGCUCUCUGAAUAUGACAUGACCAAUGCCAAGCCUGUCACCACAUCCAUGGAUUAUUCAACCAAACUUUCCAAAGAUUGUGCUGCACCAUUCCAAGAUAUUUUCCUCUGUCGAAGACUCGUCGACCGCUUACUAUAUCUGACCAACACGAGGCUUGAUAUUAGUUUUGCCGUUGGGAAGCUGAGUCAAUGCCUCGACUGUUCCACCAUUUCUCACCACCAAGCUGUGCUUCGCGUAUUGAAAUACCUUAGGCUUGUCCCUGCCCGAGGUCUAUUUUUUCUUACAUCUUUCGAUUUGUGCCCAACUACAUACUCUGACUCAGACUGGGCUGGCUGUCUAGACACACGGCGAUUAGUUACGGGGACAUGUUUCUUUUUGGGAUCGUCUCUUGUCUUUUGGAAGAGCAAGAAACAAGUGACCGUGUCCUGCUCCUCCUCUGAGGCAGAAUACAACCAUACAAGGCACUAG